GCUCUGCCACACUUUAAAUACUGCACAACACAGAACAAACAGUUAGGGAACCAAGAGAAGGACAUAGAAAGAUAUAAACUGGGCUGUAAUGAACAUUUAAUAGAAGAGAGAUGGAACUCUCUAGCUCAUUGGUGUUGGUUUUAGUCUUUGUUGUGUUGAUGUUGGUCAGAUGGAAGAGGAAUGCGAGUGGACUUUCUUUGCCCCCAGGCCCGCUAGCACUGCCACUGGUUGGAAAUUUGCCAAUAAUGGACAAGAGUGCACCCUUUAAAAGCUUUAUGAAGUGGAGUAAAACCUAUGGGCCUGUGAUGACGGUGUACAUAGGACUCCAAAGAACGGUGGUUCUGGUUGGUUAUGAUACAGUGAAAGAGGCUCUAGUGGACCAGGCAGACGACUUCAAAGACAGAGCACCCGUUCCCUUUCUGUACAGAGUUCUGAGAGGCUACGGUUUGGUCAUCAGUAAUGGAGAUCGUUGGCAACAGCUCAGGCGGUUCACUCUCACCACAUUGAGGGAUUUUGGAAUGGGACGCAAACAAAUGGAACAAUGGAUUCAAGAAGAGAGCAGGCAUUUGCUGGACAGUUUUGAAGAAACCAAAUCAACACCAGUCGACCCAACCUUCUUCAUGAGCCGGGCUGUGUCCAAUGUGAUCUGUUCUCUGGUGUUUGGGCAGCGCUUUGAUUAUGAAGACAAAAACUUCCUGCACUUGCUCCAGAUACUUUCCAGACUUGUUCGCUUUGUCAGCAGCCCUUGGGGUCAGAUGUACAACAUCUUCCCUAAACUAAUGGAGUUUUUGCCUGGUAGACAUCAUGCCAUGUUUAGAGAGGUAGAGGACAUCAAAGCCUUCAUUAUGACAAAAAUCAAGGAGCAUGAGCAGAAUUUAGACUUCAGUGACCCAAAGGACUUUAUUGACUGCUUCCUUAUCAGACUCAAAGAGGAAAAACAAAAUCCUGACACAGAAUUCCACAAGGAUAACAUGCUGGGGACUGUUGUAAAUCUGUUUGUGGCCGGUACAGAAACCACCAGCACAACUAUCAGAUAUGCCUUGAUGCUGUUGAUCAAGCACCCCCACAUACAGGGUAUGUUCCUAAGGGAGAUUGAUCGAGUUAUUGGACAGAACAGAAUCCCUACAAUGGAUGACAGGAAGUCCCUCCCAUUCACUGACGCUGUUAUUCAUGAAGUACAACGCUAUAUGGACAUUGUCCCACUAAAUGUUCCCCAUUAUGCCACGCAUGACAUCUCGUUCAGAGGUUAUUUAAUACCAAAGGACACCGUGAUUCUUCCCAUGCUGCACUCUGUCCUAAGGGAUGAGGGACAGUGGGAAACUCCUUGGACAUUUAACCCAGAGCACUUUCUGGAUGCCAAUGGCAACUUUAAAAAGAAUCCAGCCUUUUUCCCUUUUUCUGCAGGUAAACGCUCUUGUGUGGGCGAGUCUCUGGCUCGUAUGGAGCUCUUUCUGUUCAUCGUGUCUCUGCUUCAGAAGUUCAGCUUCAGUAGUCCAAAGGGUCCAGAUGGCAUAGACCUCACUCCUGAAUUCAGCAGCUUUGGCAACAUGCCUCGAUUCUAUGAUCUUAUUGCAUCCCCCCGCUGAGCAAAAUGGAUACUGCUACUUGUCUUAUUUUAAAAAACAAAUUGAGAACAAAUUGAUCAAAGCUACUUUAGGAUAUAACUUUUGUAUAUAAGAUUCUUUUUACAGCCUAUGUUGUCAAAAUUUCCACCAUAAAACUGAAAAGCAGUCUUGCAUUAAUGCUAUGGUGCAGAGGUUCUCAAAUUUCCAAGUACAACCUUUGAUCAUAUCAGAGCACCAAGUAUUACUUAAUCACAGGCUUAAGCUAGUCCUAGACAAAAUGCAUGUUUGAGCUGUUUCAACUGAAAGCAACUUGCACUGAUAUAUCUUAAAAUAUGCCAAUGUUAUUGUUUUGUCUCAAGAUGCACACCAGUAAUGCUUUUUUCUAGGGUACGUUUAAAAAGACGACUUAAAUACCCUAAUUGAACUAAGGCCUAAUCCUGGCUCAUCCAACUCUCUUUAAGUGCAAGCUUAAGAACAAUUUUUGCUGCAUUAAAAAUUAGUAGGCAAUUGAAUUAAAAAUUGAAUUACUUCUGUGUAUAAAAUUUGCUGUAUAUAGAAAAUUGUUGUGCAUUACCAUGUCUAAAAGUGAAUGAGACAAGAGAUAAAGCCUGGUCCCUGCAAAAUAAUAUAUUUUUACAUGACAGUGCAUGUAAACUAAAU
Messenger RNA from Megalobrama amblycephala (Wuchang bream), 2225 nucleotides. RefSeq names its product cytochrome P450 2G1-like. Lineage: Eukaryota; Metazoa; Chordata; Actinopteri; Cypriniformes; Xenocyprididae. Gene Ontology annotation, molecular function: iron ion binding; heme binding; oxidoreductase activity, acting on paired donors, with incorporation or reduction of molecular oxygen, reduced flavin or flavoprotein as one donor, and incorporation of one atom of oxygen. Gene Ontology annotation, cellular component: intracellular membrane-bounded organelle; cytoplasm. Gene Ontology annotation, biological process: xenobiotic metabolic process. The record is from RefSeq and is a predicted model, not a curated record.